Molecule: messenger RNA, 5276 nt
Organism: Hippopotamus amphibius kiboko
Lineage: Eukaryota; Metazoa; Chordata; Mammalia; Artiodactyla; Hippopotamidae
Gene: C6H3orf70
Product: chromosome 6 C3orf70 homolog
Exons: 2
Coding region: 291-1046 (251 amino acids)
Source: RefSeq, a predicted model, not a curated record
GUGUGCGCGUGGGGUGCGGCGCGCGCCGCGGCGGAGGGAGGGAGAGGGGGAGACAGGGAAAGAGGGAGGGGAGGUGGCUGCAGGCCCAGACCCCGGUCGCCGCGCUCGGGGCGGCUCCUCUGCGAGCCUAGGGCCGCCGCGCUCCCGCCGCCGCCUCCGCCGCCGCCGCGCCCUGACGUGAGUCCCGGCCCGCGCCGAGCCCUCCCGUGUCCGCAGCCGGCCCGGCUUGCCGCCCGCCCAGACGCCGCUCCUCCCGAGCCCCGGGUGUCGGCUCCGCGGAGGGAGAGGAGAUGCGUGCGGCCGCGGCGCCGGCGCCCGAGCGCGGCUGGAAGAGCGAGAAAGUGGACGAGGCUCAGGCCCUGGCGCGGAGCUGCGCCGCCCGCAGACCCGACUUCCAGCCGUGCGACGGGCUCUCCAUCUGUGCCACGCACAGCCACGGCAAGUGCUUCAAGCUGCACUGGUGCUGCCACCUGGGGUGGUGUCACUGCAAAUACGUGUAUCAGCCGAUGACCCCUGUGGAACAGCUUCCAAGCACUGAGAUUCCCGCGAAGCCUCGGGAACCUACAAACACCAUUCAGAUCUCAGUCUCCCUCACUGAACACUUCUUGAAAUUUGCAUCUGUCUUCCAGCCUCCUCUCCCCCCUGAUUCACCAAGGUACUGUAUGAUCUCAGACCUCUUUAUUGACAACUAUCAGGUUAAAUGUAUUAAUGGGAAGAUGUGUUACGUGCAGAAGCAGCCGGCGCCACAUUCCCACAAAAUGAGCCCUGAGGAGGUCUCUGCACGUGGUGAUGCCUUAAUAUCAAAAGAGAGCAGUACACCAAAAAUAGAUCACUGCUCUUCCCCCUCAAGUUCUGAGGACUCUGGGAUCAAUGCAGUCGGGGCUCACUAUGUGGAAUCGUGUGAUGAGGACACAGAAGAAGGAGCAGAACUGAGUUCAGAGGAAGAUUACAGUCCAGAGAGCAGCUGGGAACCGGACGAGUGCACCCUUCUCUCCCCGUCACAGUCUGAUCUGGAAGUGAUUGAAACAAUAGAAACCACCGUGUGAGGGUCCAGGCAGGAAGCCACGUCCCUCGAUCCAUGCUGAGCUUUUGUACUUUUGUCUGAUGGAUCCUUUUUCCGAUGCAGUUGGUGUUUUCUACCCUUCUGUAACAACCAUAGCAGUUCAGUGGUCUGCUGAUUUAGCUUCACUUUUAAAUUAGUCUUAUAACUAAGACGUUCUUUUUCUUAUAAAUGGUUUCCUUUUGUAUCUUGACUUCCUUUCUAUGUAGCAUCUGGUGUCAUGAACUGUGACCCAGCCUUAAUUUCACGGGACUUUGAGAACGAUGAAGUGGUGAAGGGAUGAUCACAGAGCAUCAUGGAUCAGGCUGAGGAGCUGCCCAGAGUAAAGGAGACACUGUGUUUUAUAAGUCGCCAGUUCUGCGAAGAACAACUCUUUGGCAUUCCUUUUGGCAUGCUGAUGAGGGUCCCUACCCUGCUAGUCCCAUGUGGAAAUUGGUUCACGUGGCCCCUCAAGGUGUGCACUGGUCGAUGCCAUUCUGUCCCUUUCCCCAUCUCCCCACCCCCUGCACUGGGUCUGGGCCAGUGUUGCCCUAGCUUACUUCUGGGAGGUUGCUGGAGGCCAGCUCAGUCCCUGGUUAUGGCCAGUGUCUCCAUGAUCUGGGGCUGAGCUAGACCUCGCUUCAGAAGAGAUGACAUCUUCUAUUUCACGCUCAGUCCAGCUUUAGCUGAGUGCCUACACUCUUCAGGGUGUUGUGGGGAUACAGAAUGAAUAAGGCCUGACUCCCGCAGGAAGGGACCACAGUCCGUUAGAGGAGGUAACACAUGCAGGUGAUGGGACCCAGAGUGCCCUGGGAACCCAGGGGAGGGAGAGGUGUGCUUGGCCUGGGCUGGCUGUGGAAGGAGUUGGAGCAUUUGAGCCGGCCUCUUGGGUGGGUUCCCUGCCAAUUCCCUGCUUUUUGAAAUUGUCCUUCAGAUCUGGGGGAGACUUUUAGGAGUUACAUAGCAUUAUACUUAGGAAGCAGCCACAUCUGAUGUCUUAAGAGAAAAGAAUCAGUAAUAGUUUUAGUCAGCAUGGAAAUGCUAAGGACCGCAGUCCCUUAGGGAUUAGGAAUGAAUCUAAUAGGUUUGAUUAAUUCUGCUUCGUUUGGUUGUAUGAAGCACUAGAGCGGCUUAGGUGAGAAGUAGAUUAGAAUUCAGUAUGAUGCAUGGAUUUUUUAUGCCAAUGCAAAAACAGUUGAACUAGUUCGCUGCUAAGUCAGGAGAACAUAUUUUGUGUAAUAUUCACUCACUUUACUACAGGAAUAUUCACGGGCUGUUGUGAAUGUUCUCUUUUCCUAUUUAGCUCUCUUCAGAAUUCUGCUCCUGAUCUCCAUUUAUAACAGGUGUUCUCAUGCGAGCUGGUUAGCUGCUGUUUCUCCACACGUACCGUCUGUGAGGCAUAGUUAAAAAUCCGGGAAGUUUAAACCAUGGCCACGUGAAACCAGAACUGUCAACGUUGGAGACAGAGAAGUAGUUCUUUGACCCUGACUGUCCACACGUGUGCUCUCCUGGCAUCAUCUCAUGCUCUGUCAGCAUUAUGACAUGUCUCUUCUGUGUCACAUUAGUUUGUAUUUUAAGAAAUAAGAAGAGGCCUGUUGUGUCCUUUGCUGAAGCCUCUGCGUGGCAUCUUUCACAAAUCACUCCAGGCAGAACCUGCUUUCUUAGUUGUAUGUAUAGUUCAUGUGACUGGCUAGAAGAUUUUGUUAGGUUUAGGUGCCCCAAACAUCCAUAGGGUUUAGAAAGCAGAGUGUGCGUAUUUCUUUGAAAGCAGUGUUAGUUAACACUUUCUGUGCUAGAUGGGAAUGCAGCCAGCAUAAAGUUCCCACUUACUGAAACAGUAAAGACUCAAGAAGUCAAACCGAGAAGGUGCUGAGCAGAGCUCCAGGUACAGUGGGCCCAGGAGAGGGUGGCAGAGGCGGGCGUGUGGAGAGGGGCUUAGGAACAGACAGCUGAUGAGCCCUGCCCUGGGAUUCUCAGCACCCGCUGGGAUUGAAUGGCCAGCUGCAGCCAGGGCGACGCCAGGGUCCUGUCUGCACCUGGCGCUGGGUGAGCUUGUUACAUCCCUGGGUGGGAACACGAGGCUCUCUUUCUCUGCACCAUUCCUACCAGUUCUCUCCUCCAUCCGUUAAUCUAAUUGAGGUCCACCACCAGGUCUCCAGAGUCGCGGGAAGCCACGCGCACAGACAGGGCCACGUUUCUGAGGCUGGCUGUGUCAGGGUUGGGCACAUUAUGGGAACAUCUGUGAUUGUGCCUACAUUCCUGUUUAAACUCCUGAACUGCCAUUCAGAUUAGCCACAAUUUUAGUGAAAUUUUUGGAUUUAACACUAGUUGCUAAUCACUUUAAAUAUUUGCACAAACUCUUUAUGAUUGAAAACUCACUAAGGUUCACUUACUAGUCUGUUUUAUAGAAUUGGAGAUGUUCCACUGGAUUCUAAGUAUCAGAUGUUCCUGGAUCUCAAAAUAGCCUUUUCUAAAUAAGCACAAGCAAGAAUUUUUUUUUUGUCCUAGCACUGUUACUGAUUAUCUGAAAAUCAUAUAUGAUUGAACCAGAAUUGUUUCUGUGCUUGCAUUGCAAAAACAACUGAUAAGGAUAUAAAAAUAUGUAGUUUCAACUUAAAUUCUAGGCCUGUUCUGUUUUAUAUUCUGUGAAAGAAUUUCUCUGUGAUCCUGAUACUGCACUGCUCAUUUGUAUAAGCAUAUUUAUAGGCACUUUAGAAACUGUGUGUACUCUAGACAUUGAACACGGUCAUGUUAAAUAGGCUUUUGAUUAAUACUUGUACAUUGAGAGAUAUGAGAACUUUAUCAUUUGGACCUUUGCUCACUUGGGGCAGAGUUGGGCUGCGUGGAUGGAAAACCUGCUUUCUUGGGCUUUUGUCAAAAAGUGACAUCAUUCCCACUUUUUGAAAGUUGGUGUAAAAGCUAUUAGGUAGGAUAAGUGCUGUGUGGUUAGCUUUCUUAUCUAACCAAGAUUUCUUUUAGAAUUUUUAAGUUUCACGUGUGUUCAUGACUUUUCUAAGAAAUGACAAAGCAAUUAAAAUGCUUUUGUCAUUAUAACUAUUUGAUACAUUAACAAUUGAAGCAUUAAAUCUAGGUAUUUUCAAGAUUUGAAAUGCAAAUUUGAGGAAAUCCCUGAGGAAAAACAGUAGCUUUCCUAGAAGGGGAAUGCCAGUAGUUCAAGGUAAUACAGUACAAAAUGAAACAAAAAAUAAAAUCACCAAAACCAGAACAAAACCGUGAAGUUGUUUUCCUGAAGUACUUAUUGGAUUUGAUCUAGGAUUUGAUUUUGUCUUGGGAGUGGUGGUUUUAUUUCUACUUCUUGGCCUGUUUGAACAUCAUAGUUCUUUUGGGACUGAUCAUAAACUCCUUUUUAUGCAAAUUUCUCUACUUGGCAAUAGGAUGCAACCAGAUAAUUUAGAAAGCUGUCAAAAUAUCCAGAUACUUUUGGUGGCAUAAAUACUUCUAGGCAAGAAAAAAAAAGGCACAAGUUAAAAAAAUAUUUAUACAGUCACUACUUGAUUAGUCCAUCUUGUUUGCAAAAUUUUGUUGACAUGUUUUGGGUUUUUACAUGAGGAAAACAAAGUGUUCUUGGGUUUUCGUUCCUAUUCUCCUCUCCAGAGGAAGUGUGAGCACAUUAAGGUUAGUUGUAUUUUAGGCUUUUCUGCCGUGUGUAAUUAUGUCUCUUCCCACUGAGGAGGGGAGAAAGAAGUGGGUGUUUCCACACUCUCUCAGUGUCAUCAGUUCCAGGGAUGUCAGUGCUCCUCACAUCCAAACAUAAGUACAGAGGUACUUCUCAAAACUCAUUUUGGAAUUAUUUACCUUUAGAAUAUUUCUCAUGUCACUGCUCCCUUUCAUUAUUGUGGGUAAUUGAGAGUUGCCUGUAUUGGGAAAGGACCGCGUUUCUGUUAGUGCUUUGAGUUCUUCUUUCUAUUAAGGUUGAAGCAGUGCUCUCUUAAUAGUCUGAACAAGUCUGAAAGCAAAUAAUCACUAGCAGUUUUAAUGCUGAGCUUCCAUAUCAUUGUGUUCAUAUGUACUUUUAAGGCUGUUCGUACCUUGUAAUACUCACUCACUGUGUGAUUUUUAAAACCUGUUUUCAAGUUUUAAGCACAAUGUUGAUCCUUCUGUAAUUUCCUAAAAUUAUAUCCUGUUUUCCUACAAACAGCUCAACUUUCCUCUCUGUAUAAUACUUUAGAAAAAUACUGCCUUGUAAAAUAAAUGUGAUUUUUUUCUUUUUUACCAG